UGUACAAUGUUUACCAAUCGAUUUAUGGCCAUAGAAACCUUCAUUAGAGUUUAAGCACCUUUCCAUCCACAAACAGAAACAACCAUGGCGACGCUGGUGCCAAAACUGAAAUUAGGUUCACAAGGUCUAGUUGUUUCAGCACAAGGAUUGGGCUGUAUGGGUAUGUCUGGGAGUUACGGACCCCCAAAAUCGGAAUCUGAUAUGAUCCACCUCCUCCGCCACGCAAUUCACUCCGGCGUUACCUUCCUCGACACCUCCGACGUUUACGGUCCCUAUACCAACGAGAUCCUCAUCGGAAAGGCUAUGAAAGAAACAGGAUUGAGAGAGAAAGUUCAAAUUGCUACGAAAUUUGGAUUCAAAUUGAUCAAUGAAAACUUCGAGGUGAGUGGUGAUCCGGCGUAUGUCCGAUCAGCUUGUGAAGCUAGCUUGAAGAGACUUGAUAUCGAUUGCAUUGAUCUCUACUACGUUCAUCGGAUCGAUACUCGGGUUCCAAUUGAAAUCACGAUGGGAGAGUUAAAGAAACUGGUUGAAGAAGGUAAAGUGAAGUAUAUUGGAUUAUCAGAAGCAUCUGGUUCAACAAUCAGAAGGGCUCAUGUUGUUCAUCCAAUAACAGCAGUACAAAAUGAGUGGUCAUUAUGGACAAGAGAUGUGGAAGAUGAAAUUGUUUCAACUUGCAGAGAACUUGGUAUCGGGAUUGUUGCUUAUAGUCCGAUUGGCUGGGGAUUCUUGGCCGCAGGUCCUACGUUGGUCGAGAACUUGGUAACGGAGGACUUUAGGAAGGUAUUGCCUAGGUUUCAGAAUGUAGAGCACAACAAGACCGUAUUCGAGCGAGUCAACUCGAUGGCAACAAGGAAAGGUUGCACCGCGGCACAACUAGCCCUGGCGUGGGUCCAUCACCAAGGAAGUGACGUGGUUCCGAUACCGGGUACCACGAAGGUCGAGAACUUCGACCAAAACAUUGGAGCUUUGUCUGUAAAGCUAACAGUAGAGGAGAUGGCUGAACUUGAAUCGUUUGCUUCAAGUGACAUGGUGAAGGGCGAAAGGAAUGCACACAUGCAACUCACUUGGAUGAACUCGGAGACUCCUCCGUUGUCGUCUUGGAAAGAUAAUUAACGGAAUGUUUGAUUGUUAUUCUGUAUAAAUUAAGCUUUGUAUGAAUUAAGUUGUCUGUAUAAAUAAAACUAAAUAAUCAAAUGGUCUUUGGCCUAACGAUAUAUGAGUCUUGGCCCUCCUAGGAGGUCAAGAGUUCAAACCUCA
This is a messenger RNA of Cynara cardunculus var. scolymus (artichoke), 1257 nucleotides long. RefSeq names its product probable aldo-keto reductase 3. Lineage: Eukaryota; Viridiplantae; Streptophyta; Magnoliopsida; Asterales; Asteraceae. The coding region runs from base 85 to 1113 and encodes 342 amino acids. Gene Ontology annotation, cellular component: cytoplasm. The transcript has 5 exons. The record is from RefSeq and is a predicted model, not a curated record.